AUGGAAGCUUCCCCGCAUUCACUUGCACGACAAAGCCAGUAUCUCGAACAAAGAUCAGCUGUUCUCUCUACCUUCACACAUCAUGGCCGCCGAUCGUUUAAGCUCACUCCUGAGCCACCUCAAGCCCGGUGCCACCAGCGGCCUCGCAGCUAUGCAAGUCUUCCGACGAGGUCAGAGUUAUGCUACAUCAGUCUAACACGCAAAUACAGUACACAGAAGAACCCCGAUGACGUGGUCAUCACCCUAGCAAUCCGCACACCUCUGACCAAGGCACGCAAGGGUGGGUUCAAGGACACCGAACUGGACUACAUGCUCUACGCGCUGCUGAAGGAGACUCUGGCCAAGUCCCAGAUCGACCCAGCUCUGAUCGAGGAUGUCUGCCUCGGGAAUGUCAACGAAGUCAAAGCCGCCUACAUGGUCCGCGCCGCAGCUCUUGCCGCCGGCAUCCCCCACACAGCCGGCGCCUCUACAGUGAACCGAUUCUGUUCAUCUGGACUGAAAGCUGUACAGGAUAUCGCAAACCAGAUCCAGCUGGGCGCCAUCGACAUCGGUGUCGCUAUGGGUGCCGAGCUGAUGUCCGCCGCUAGCGACCGGCUGGAGCAGCCGUUCAAUGAGGAGGUUCUGCGCAACCAGGAGGCCGCCGACUGUAUGCAGCCCAUGGGUCAGACGUCCGAGAACGUCGGUAAGGACUUCACUAUCUCCCGCGAGCAGCAGGACCGAUUUGCCGCUGAAUCGUUCCGUCGUGCCGAGGCUGCCCAGAGUAAUGGCUGGCUCGAUGAUGAGAUUGUUCCUAUCACUGUCAAGGUUAAGGACCCUAAGACGGGCGAGGUUAAGCAAGUGACUCUUUCUCGGGAUGAUGGGAUUCGUCCGGGUACGACUUUCGAGUCGCUUUCUAAGAUUCGCCCUGCGUUCCCGCAGUUCGGUGACAAGUCCACUGGUGGGAACUCCAGCCAGGUGACCGAUGGUGCCGCAUCUGUUCUUCUCAUGCGCCGCUCCAAGGCAAUUGAGCUGAACCAGCCGAUUCUUGCUAAAUUCUGUGGCGCUACCGUUGCCGGUGUGCCCCCUCGCGUGAUGGGUAUCGGCCCAACUGCUGCCAUCCCCAAGCUGCUGAGCAAGUUCCAGCUUGACAAGAAUGAUGUCGAUAUCUAUGAGAUCAACGAGGCUUUUGCCUCCAUGGCGGUCUACUGUAUCCAGAACCUUGGCCUUGACCACGCCAAGGUCAACCCUCGUGGCGGUGCUAUUGCUAUUGGUCACCCACUUGGCGCAACAGGUGCGCGCCAGAUCGCGACUGUUCUGAGCGAGGCUCGCCGGACAAAGAGUAAGAUUCUGGUCACUUCCAUGUGUAUUGGAACUGGACAGGGCAUGGCUGGUCUCUUUGUCAACGAGCAGUUGUAA
This is a messenger RNA of Penicillium digitatum Pd1, 1395 nucleotides long. The record is from RefSeq and is a predicted model, not a curated record. Lineage: Eukaryota; Fungi; Ascomycota; Eurotiomycetes; Eurotiales; Aspergillaceae.